AUGGCUGACAAUCGUUAUGUCAGUGUUUGGCUGAAUGGAAUGGAAGAACGUCAAGCCAGAUGGUACUUGAAGGAGGGAAUACCAUGUUUCAUGUCCAGGGAGGUCAGUUCUACCAGAGGGGAUCUGAUACUAAUGGACACUGCUCGAUCUUUCGAUCCCAGUUGGAUCUGGCCUGUCAUCUUGCCAAACGAUGAUGAUCAGGAACAGCCGAAGGAGGUAGUCGACUACAAACCACCUCCCUUGACCAUGGUGGUCAUUGACACUGACAGGAUACCUUGGAUUAAACCCCCUCUUGUACAGAAAGCUGAACAGUCUCUCCCUGGCACCCUCCUCAUCUAUGGAAAACAUGUCAGAAAUUUGUGGAGCAAUACAAUUGAGAAUACAUUCUAUGAAGUCUCCCUGAAAAAGGUCAUUGACUAUGGAACACACUCCAUGUUUGACCGAGAACGACGUUGGCAGAUACUAUUCCUAAGAUCUCCUAAGGCCCCACCAGGUUUGUGUCACACACCCCAAAAUAUAUUUCCUAUGGCUGGACCCUGA
Molecule: messenger RNA, 540 nt
Organism: Laccaria bicolor S238N-H82
Lineage: Eukaryota; Fungi; Basidiomycota; Agaricomycetes; Agaricales; Hydnangiaceae
Exons: 3
Coding region: 1-540 (179 amino acids)
Source: RefSeq, a predicted model, not a curated record